CACCAUUCCAACGUAUAUAGUUGAAGGCUUGAAGUACACCGUGCUUUAUAAUAUACGUUCUCGAUAAUUUGAUAUCCAUGGCAAAGAAAAAUUACACAAAAUUCCUUGUGUUCUUUGUUCUAGUCAUUGUAACAUUUUUUCAAUUUGGGCAUGGCUAUCAAGCCCAAAGCUUAUUAAGGGCCUCCACUCGCUUUGCUACUACAACAAAUUUUCAGCUACUUGUCAAUAAUACCGCUAGUGGAAAAGCAUGGGAAAACUCAAGCACUGAAGAUGCUGAUGGUGAUGAAGAUGUGGAGUCGUAUUCAGGCGAUAAUACAAGUGCAGAUGAUGAUCUCAUCGUCGACGGCCUUCCGGGACAGCCAUCGAAAGAGAAGUUCAAGCAGUAUGCAGGCUAUGUUAAUGUGAACAAAAAGAAUGGGAGGAACCUUUUCUAUUACUUUGCCGAAGCUGUCGACACUCCUGCUACUAAGCCUCUCAUUCUUUGGCUUAAUGGAGGGCCUGGUUGCUCAUCACUUGGAGUAGGUGCCUUUAACGAGGUUGGACCUUUUGGCGUCAAUCCUGAUGGCAAAACUCUUUAUGCUAGGAAAUUUGCUUGGAAUAGAGUUGCAAAUGUGUUAUUUCUGGAGUCCCCUGCAGGAGUUGGUUUCUCUUAUUCCAACACUUCGAGUGACUAUAAUACGUCAGGAGACAAGAGGACUGCUCAAGAUGCUUACAAGUUCAUCAUCAAUUGGUUGAGAAGAUACCCAAAUUACAAGAACCAUGAUUUUUAUAUUAUUGGAGAAAGCUAUGCAGGACACUACAUCCCACAACUUGCUGAUUUAAUUGUCACGAGAAAUAAGCUGCCCAGAACAACCAUAAAGAUCCAACUCAAGGGAAUCAUGAUAGGAAAUGGGAUACUAAAUGAUGACACCGACAUUAAAGGACUUUUUGACUACUUAUGGAGCCAUGCCCUAAUCUCAGAUGAAACUCAUCUAGGGCUGCAAAAGUACUGCCUUACAAACUCUAGCAGCAAAGAAUGUUCUGACUUCUCGAAUGCAAUGGAUACAGAGAUCGGAGAUAAUAUAGAUCCUUACAACAUCUAUGGCCCCUUGUGUUUGGAUUCUAAUAGUUCUUCAACUGAGAUAAAAAAUAAAAAGAUUUACGGAUACUAUCCUUGCGGAAGUCAUUAUGUGAGGAAAUACCUCAAUCUCCCAAAGGUGCAAGAAGCCUUGCAUGCCAACACCACCAAGCUUCCCUUCCCUUGGAGCACGUGCAGUCCUGUGAUUACGCAAUGGAUAGACAGCCCACCAUCAAUGAUCCCGAUAUAUAAGAGGUUAAUUGCAUCUCGUCUUCAAAUUCUCAUGUUUAGUGGUGAUGUGGACUCAGUUGUGCCCGUUACAGCUACUCGUUAUUCUCUAGAUGCUAUGAACUUGAAAGUUUUGAAGACCUGGCAUCCAUGGAACUAUGGCUCCAAGUCCACACAAGUGACUGCCGGAUACCAAGUGAUUUAUGAAGGUCUAACUUUUGCCACGGUGAAAGGGUCUGGCCACGAAGUUCCGAAGAAUAAACCGCAGAGUGCGUUUGCUUUGCUCAACACCUUCCUCGCCAAUCACAAACAUUAGAUUCAAUUCCUCAUCGUUUGCUUGCUGAACGCAUGGCUUAAUAUAUUGUUUUCAUCACCUAAUUUAUGACGGAUUUUAGAACUUUGUUUCCACUCGCAUUUACAUUUCCUUUUCAUGUUGAAUAUUUGUUUAUCUCCUUUGGCGUGGAUAUAGGAGAAAACACGUUUGGCUCUUUGCUUAAUUGGUUCUUAUACACUAAUUUUCGUUAAAUAAUUAGAUUGACG
Cuscuta epithymum is the source of this 1825-nucleotide messenger RNA. NCBI's taxonomy places the organism in Eukaryota, Viridiplantae, Streptophyta, Magnoliopsida, Solanales, Convolvulaceae. The record is from the annotation of a GenBank genome assembly.